UCGGGUCAGCGGGCGCUGCAGUAGUCGCCGCAGCGGCGAUGGGAGCGGUGGGGACCAGGCGGCGGCGGCGGCGGCAGCAGGAGGAGCAGGAACUGGCACGAGAGCAUCGGCUGGGGGCAGACAGCGGCAUUCAGAGCAGCCUCCGCCGCCGCCGCCAGUAAACGCGGACGGUAUCCGAGGGGAACUACCCAGCCGGCCAGCUCCGAAGCCGCGCUCGGGUCCCGCCGCAGUCGGCGGCGGGGGAUGGGCAAGCGGCGGCGGCCCCGCUGAGGGUUGAUCCCUGCGUGUCCCGGCCCUGAGCCAGCCCCGAGCCCUCCGCCCGAAAUCCCUGCGUCCGCUGACCCAGGUUAAAUGGAAACCACCCUUGGGAGCUGGAUGCCUGUGUAGCCAUUCUACCACAUCAGUGAAUUGCAAUGAGUGGAGGAGGAGAGCAGCCGGAUAUCCUCAGUGUUGGAAUCCUGGUCAAAGAAAGAUGGAAAGUCUUGAGGAAGAUUGGGGGCGGGGGCUUUGGAGAAAUUUACGAUGCCUUGGACAUGCUUACCAGGGAAAACGCUGCUCUGAAGGUGGAAUCAGCUCAGCAACCAAAACAGGUUCUGAAAAUGGAGGUUGCUGUAUUGAAAAAACUACAAGGGAAAGACCAUGUUUGUAGAUUUAUUGGCUGUGGGAGGAAUGAUCGAUUCAACUAUGUGGUCAUGCAGUUGCAGGGUCGGAAUCUGGCAGACCUACGCCGUAGCCAGAACCGGGGCACAUUCACUAUUAGCACUACUCUUCGGUUGGGUAGACAGAUUCUGGAGUCUAUUGAAAGCAUCCAUUCCGUGGGAUUCUUGCACCGUGACAUCAAACCGUCGAACUUCGCCAUGGGUCGCUUUCCUAGUACAUGUAGGAAAUGUUACAUGCUUGAUUUUGGCUUGGCUCGACAAUUUACCAAUUCCUGUGGAGACGUCAGACCACCUCGAACUGUGGCAGGCUUUCGAGGGACAGUUCGUUAUGCAUCAGUCAAUGCUCAUCGGAACAGGGAAAUGGGAAGACAUGAUGACCUUUGGUCCUUAUUCUACAUGUUGGUGGAGUUUGUGGUUGGUCAGCUGCCUUGGAGAAAAAUAAAAGACAAGGAGCAAGUAGGAUCUAUUAAGGAGAGAUAUGAGCACAGGCUUAUGUUGAAACAUCUCCCUCCAGAAUUCAGCAUCUUUCUGGACCACAUCUCCUCUUUGGAUUAUUUUACAAAACCAGACUACCAGCUUCUUACAUCCGUGUUUGACAACAGUAUCAAGACCUUUGGAGUAAUUGAGAGUGACCCUUUUGACUGGGAGAAGACUGGAAAUGAUGGCUCCCUAACCACCACCACUACGUCCACCACUCCUCAGCUGCACACCCGCCUGACCCCGGCAGCCAUCGGAAUUGCCAAUGCCACUCCCAUCCCAGGAGACUUGCUUCGAGAAAAUACAGAUGAGGUGUUUCCAGAUGAACAGCUUAGUGAUGGGGAGAAUGGCAUCCCUGUUGGUGUGUCACCAGAUAAAUUGCCUGGCUCUCUGGGACACCCUCGUCCCCCGGAGAAGGAUGUCUGGGAAGAGUUGGAUGCCAACAGAAACAAGAUAAAGCUUGGGAUUUGUAAGGCUGCUACUGAAGAGGAGAACAGUCAUGUUCAAGCAAAUGGUAUUCUGAAUGCUCCAAGCCUUGGUUCACCAAUUCGUGUCCGCUCAGAGAUUACUCAACCAGACAGAGAUGUUCCACUGUUGCGAAAAUUACGUUCCAUCCACAGCUUUGAGUUGGAAAAACGUCUGACACUGGAGCCAAAGCCAGAUACUGACAAGUUUCUUGAGAUCUGCCUGGAGAAAAUGCAGAAAGAUUCCAGUGCAGGAAAGGAAUCUAUUCUCCCCACUCUGCUUCACAAGCCUUGUGUUCCUGCUGUGUCCCGUACUGACCACAUCUGGCACUAUGAUGAAGAAUAUCUUCCAGAUAUUUCCAAGCCUGUCUCUGCUAACACCCCUGAGCAGGCAGAUGGUGGUGGCAGCAAUGGAUUUAUAGCUGUUAACCUGAGCUCCUGCAAACAGGAGGUUGAUUCCAAAGAAUGGGUGAUUGUGGAUAAGGAGCAGGACCUUCGGGAUUUUAGGACAAAUGAGGCUUUAGGCCAUAAAACAACUGGCAGCCCUUCUGAUGAGGAGCCUGAAGUCCUUCAAGUUCUAGAAGAAACUCCUCAAGAUGAAAAGCUCCAGUUGGGUCCUUGGGCAGAACAUGAUCACAUAAAGAAGGAAACCUCAGGUGCGAUCUUUGCACUUUCUGGGGGGAGCCCUGCCACUGCUGCUUCAGAACAAGAUGCAGAUAGGCUGGAACUCCGGGAUGGAGCUACCAGUCAGUUUAUUGCAGUGACACCCACAAGUCCAAUGGAAGCACAAGCGGAAGGACCCCUCACAGUGAUUACAAUUCCGAGACCUUCUGUGGCAUCCACACAGUCAACUUCAGGAAGCUUUCACUGUGGUCAGCAGCCAGAAAGAAAAGACCUCCAGCCCAUGGAGCCCACUGUGGAACUCUACUCUCCAAGAGAGAACUUCUCUGGCUUGGGUGUGACAGAGGGUGAACCUCCUAGUGGAGGAAGCAGAGCAGACUUGGGGCUUCAGGUAGAUCACAUUGGUCAUGACUUGUUACCCAAUAUUCAAGUAUGUGACAAAUCCCAAGACCUAGGACCGAAAGACCUUUCUAACCAUAACAGACUGGCUAUGAGAGAAUUUGGGAGUUUCCCUAGGAAAACUGAAGAGAAAUGCAUUCUUCUGGGGUCAGAUAAUGAAGAUGAGAAGUUAAGCAAAGGGCAGCAUCAUACUGAGAUUGCCUCUCUCCCAGGAGAUUUGGAAACUGUGGAAAGGGAUCACUUAGCUACUGCUGAGCCUCUUGAUGUAACAAAGACACAGACUUUUAGUGUGGUGCCAAAUCAAGACAAAAAUCAUGAGAUAAUGAAGCUUCUGGAAGCUGGAACUUCGGAAAUAUCUCCACGAGUUACUGACCCACAUGUUGAAGGACAGAUAGGCCAGGUGGCAGCAAUGCAAAAAAGCAAGCUAUCUAAGGAUGAUGACAUCAAGAGUGAACACUUGGCAAGUCAUCAAGGAGACCUCUCUACUUUUUUGUACCAAGAGGGUAAGAGAGAGAAGAUUGCCCCUAGAAAUGGAGAACCAUUUCAUUGUGUUUCAGAGAGUGAACAUUGUCCCUCAUCCCGGAAAGAUGUGAUUAGGUCAUCCUUUGUAACUAGACACAGCCGAAUCCCUAUUUUAGCACAAGAGAUAGACUCAACUUUUGAAUUAUCCUCUCCAGUCUCUGCAAAAGAAAAGCUCCUCCAAAAGAAAGCUUAUCAACCAGACCUAGUCAAGCUUCUGGUGGAAAAAAGGCAACUCAGGUCUUUCCUGGGAGACCUCUCAAGUGCCUCUGAUAAAUUGCUAGAGGAGAGACUAGCCACAGUCCCUGCUCCCUUUUCUGAGGAGGACGCCUUCACUCCCUUUUCAAGACUGACUGUAGACUCACAUCUGAGCAGAUCAGCUGAAGACACCUUUCUGUCACCCAUCAUCUCCCAGUCCCGAAAGAGCAAAAUUCCAAGGCCUGUUUCAUGGGUCAACACAGAUCAAGUCAAUAGCUCAGCUUCAUCCCAGUUCUUGCCUCGGCCACCACCAGGAAAGCCACCCACAAGGCCUGGAGUAGAAGCCAGGCUCCGCAGAUAUAAAGUCCUAGGGAGUAGCAAUUCCGACUCAGACCUCUUCUCCCGCCUGGCCCAAAUUCUUCAAAGCGGAUCUCAGAAACCCCGGAGCACCACUCAGUGCAAGAGUCCAGGAUCCCCUCACAAUUCCAAAACACCACCCAAGAGUCCAGCUGUCCCUCACAGGAGUCCCAGUGCCUCUCCUCGAAGCUCUUCCUUGCCUCGCACAUCUAGCUCCUCACCAUCCAGGGCUGGGCGGCCCCACCAUGACCAGAGGAGUCCAUCCCCGCAUCUGGGGAGAAGCAGGUCACCUCCCAGCCACUCAGGAUCCUCCUCCUCCAGGAGGUCCUGCCAGCAGGAGCAUUGCAAACCCAGCAAGAACGGCUUGAAAGGGUCUGGCAGCCAACACUACCACUCGGCCAACACUAAGGCGCCCCCAGGGAAGAGUAAGUCUGCCAGUAAACUCAGCAGAUAGGAGCCGUGCUGCAUCUCUGUGAAAGGUGUGAGGUCUUCCUCCUAGAUCCGAUGCAUGUGUGUCCCUGUACUGUCUAUUUAAAAAAUCAGUGUUGAUCUUCUCUUGCAAAAGGAAGUAACACGAUAAAUUAUUUAUAAGAAGACAUAAAUAUAUGACAAGGGAUUACCCAAGGCAGGAAGCAAGCAGAUCAGGAAUCAAUGCCUUUACAUAGGAAGGGACAAUCCAGCAAAAUCAAAGGGAGAAGUUGAUUAAGUGAACUCUCAUUGUUUAGCUGCCUUUGAAACAAGAGAGUUUGAAGGUAGGAAAUGGAAUGGAAUUUUAAGGGAUUUGGCCUACUUUUUUUUAAGGCCUCUACUCAAAGAUUAUAUAGCAAAAGUAAAACAUUAUUUUAAUGCUUUCAUUCACAACUUCCCAUUGCUGGAGAGUCAGAAUUGCUCCCGUAGCGGAGCAUACAUGUGAGGAGAGGUCUAUGCUGGGAGCCACUGCUUGCAUCCAUUUGCCUCAUGUGUAUCUAGUGUACUGAGAAUUCCCACCUUUACUUUGCUUCAUUCCUAGUACCCUCCCCUGAUUUCAUAUUUCUUAAUGUAGUGUUUCUCAUUUGGUCCAAUCUCUUAUUUUAGCAAUACAUGCUAAUAUGCUUUUAGCAAUACAUGCUGAGAAUUUUUUUUUAGUCCCCCAAUAUUUUUGUUUGGAGCAACAGUUCUUAAAUCAGCAUAUUUUUAUUGUGAAGAAUAACUGAUGAGACUUAGAUAAAGGAAGGAAAAAAUCUAAAUAAAGCUAUUUUGCAGACUUUUGUGCUUUAGGAAGAGCAGGCAGGGCAUGGGGUACUACCCUUCCAGAUAGAAGAGCCCUCUUCCCCUCUGAUAGUUUCCUCCUUGUAGAAGGAAAACUGUUCCUAAAGUACAAUGCUGUGGAAUGUGACUUUAUGUAUUUAGAGAUUUAGAAAGAAAUUAGGUACUUGUUGAGGCUUAUUGUCCUCAAACUUUGUAUUUUAUACAUUUAGCAAGGAAUGAAAUGUGAGGAAAUAAAUUUAGGCUCAAUAUUUAUCUUUUAGUAUUUUACUACCUGCUUCUAUGCUUUAGUUUGAAUAUUUGGACUUUUUGACCUGAUUUCCAUAUAAUCUCAAUUUAUAAAGCUGCGGAGGAUCAUAUUUGUUCUAAUUUCACUGUUCUGCUAACAGGAGUCAGGAAAAAUUAAAUUAUGCUGGACUUUUUAAAUGGGCUCUUUUGUACUCUGUAGGUGUUUUGUGUUACAAAGACCUUAUUAAGGUCAGGUAAAUUUUUCUGCUUGCUGUUGAAAUCUGCCUUCUAGCAAACAUCUGUGCUUUCUUUUUGACCUUGUGUUUGCUGCCAAACCUAAUAUGGUUGAAUAGGAAAACAAAAAAAAGAAAGAAAUAUAUUUCCCCACCAAGUAAACAUACUCUAAUGCUGCAUCAAAGCUGCCCUGAAGCUGCACUGAAUUUUUCUCAUUCUCUUUAUCUGUUGAGCUUUUAAAAAAAAAAAAACUCAAAACACUAUUGAGACAUAUAUGGUCUCCCAUAAGAAAUGUAGCAUGGUAUGGAAUCUUAAUUUUUCUCUGGUUUCGAGCACUACAGAGGAAUGCAAUAGAUAAAGACGAUCUGCUGUUUAACUAAAGCAACUGUAAUAUUGGAAGACCAGUCCUUCUGUAUUAUAUUGUAUAAUAGUUGCCGUAACACUACCUGCAUGUUUUCAUAGUAAAUUAUAUAAAUAUUUAUAAAUAUAUAGAGAAACAUAUGCUUGUAUAAACUCAUUCUUUCUCAUUCUCCAUUUGUAAUUUCGAGAUCACAGAUGGUGAAAUUCCUUUUUAUUGUGUGCCUCGUGUCUACUUGGGCCUUGCCUGUCUUCAUUUUCUGAAAAUAUGUUCUUGGCAUGUGACACUUCAGAUUCUCCUUGACUACCUUGUGUAUAAUGCAAGGGUUGGCAGACUUUAAGAAGACAAGAUAGAUGAUGUAAUUUUCAUUUUUAAAAGAUUUUAAUAGGGGUAGUAAAUUACUGGGACUUGGUUGUAACACUGGUUCAAAGAUUUGUCAUGUUAAUCACAUAAUUCUAUUCUUAUGGUUAGAGUGGAUAAACUGGGGUGAUGAUAAUCAUGGGUCUGACAUAAAUUGAAUUAAAAAGAGAAUCUCUUAGAAGUUACCAUUCUACUUUCCUCUUUUUACCGUUUUUUAUCCUAGAUGUGGUAGGGAAGUAAUCUACAAUUAAGAAAUUAUCUUCUUUUUUUCUGUUAUGUAUUAGCUAAUUGUACUAAAAGUAGCCAGCUCUAAAUCCUGACCCCUCUAGUCAGAAAUAUGCUCUCCAUAACCAUUGGAAAAGCAGAAAAGGUUACAUUUGUGAUGUGUAUGUGAUUUUAUUUCUUAUUGGCAUUUCUCUUCUUGUCAAAACUAACAGGGCAACAUGGCAACUGAAUGUUUUCUCUCAUUCUUGGUUUCUAGUGUUUUUUUCCCAACUUUCCCACUCUGUUGCCCACUUUUCUAAGUGGCACUGACAAACUCAAGAUCCAGAGAGAAAUAGCCUCAUUGUGUAAGAACAUUUUAAUUUGCAUGUAGAAGUUUAACCAAAGGUGUUUCUGCACUGAUACUUUCAAAAGAAAACAGACUAAAUAUAUCUUAUGUAUCAGUAAGUCCACUUAAAAGUACUCUCUUAUAUAGAGAUUUACUUCAUGGUUCUUUAAAACAGUUUGUGCUUUUAAAUGUUAGAUGUUUCAGGCUAAAAAGAGAAGUUGGCAGCUCUGAGCAAAGCACUUCUGGCACAAAGUUUUUUGUUUUUGUUUUAUUUUAAAGUAUGAUAUACUUUAAAGUAUGAUACAGAGAACAAGUUGGGUUCUUGUUGUUUUUAGGUUUUUUAAAGUUUAUUUUUGGUUUUUUUUUAGUGAUGCCAUAUUUCGGAUUUCAGUGACAAACAUAGAUCACCAAAUAAUUUUAAGCCAGUUUGGUUAUUUUACUUAAGAGACAUAGCCAUUAACUGAAAUCAAGCCAAACUGUACUAAAGGUAGUAUGGGGCAGAAGUUAAAAUUAUCUUUUGAAAAUAAAAUGUCUGGUUGCCACACUUGCUCUUACCCUCCCUUGUUUAAUCUCUGGAAUUACUUGGGUGGAGCAGAAGAUGGAAUUAGGAUCAGCUCAGUCCCUUCAGGUUGCAUUCUUCCUAAAUUCUGCUGCCCAACCUCCAGCUGGUACAGAUUGGUUGAAAUACUAAAAGUUUGCAUAAUAAUCUUGCACAGCUUAAAAGCAUUUAACUUUAAUGUGUAGUGAAAAAGAAGGAAUAUUGGGUCAUAGUAAAUUUAAUCUUAUAGCACAGAUCAUGGACAUGUUGAAAUGGUAUGUCUCAGGUAGGUAGCUUCAUUCUUGCUGUGCAGGCUGGCUUUGGUGAUAGUGGCAUAGUUAUAUUUACUUUAUUUUAAGUUGCAUGUUAUGAAGUGAAUGUUUUUGUGAAAGUUGCCAAGUUAAUCAAGUCCUAAUUAAGUAGCAAAAUGGUAACUGAGGUCCACUGUUGUCCUUAGCCACUUUUUAUAUCGUUUGCUUUAAAAUACUAAACAAAUCUCAGCUGCUUACUAAUUGAGUGGACUAGUACAGAUCUCUGUUUAACUCCUAGUCAUUAUGGGAACUUGAGAUUCUUUGGUAAUCAUCAGAAAUUCCUUCCAGGCCACAGAGCUUAUGUGAUUGUUUCUAUGGUGGCAUUCAGUCAAGGAAAAAGUGUACAUUGGUGGGUGCAUGUUUUAUAAACCCAGACACAGAUAGUUAGAACUAUAUAUAAUUAGUUUUCUAUACCCAGUAGCUUUGAAUUAAAAACAGAUGCUUUUUCCCCAAGAGCAGAGUAUUCUUUGUUCUAGUAACUACAUUCUUAAUCUAACAUUAGGAAUUGGUGAUAGAAGAAAUGGGACCCAGAAUUCAGAAUUUAGUGGCAUAGGGGGAAAAAAGUACAUCUUACUCUGGCUCUUUGAAAAUAUAUUUAUUUGUAGAUAAGUCUAGAGUUAGUCUUAGAGAUCAAAGUUUUCAUAUUUUAAAACUUUCUUCAUUCCUUUAUAUCUGUCAAAACACAGCAUAUAUUAGGGAACCAUUUCUUCUGUCAUGUUCAUGUAUUUUGGAAUGAUGUUGUUUACAUUCUGUCUUUAAAAUAUGCCCAUUUCUGUUUUAUGUGCAUUUACCACAGAUGUGUUGGGACUUUGCCUAAUGGGAGAAAUAUUUUAGCACCUGUAUCACUGAGGAGAGAGAAUGGUUGAAGAUAACUACAUUAACAAUUGUCCCUUGAAUUUGGUUCUGUACAUAGUUAUUUAUUUUAGUACAAAAAGUAUUACAGGAUUAAGGCAUGUAACCACUAUGGUACCUAUGUUCAGAAACCACAGGUGCAUAUUUAUACCUUACCUGAGAGAAGGGAACAAGAGGCAGUUCCAGUCCCUAGACGUACGGAAGGAUGUAGCACAUGGAAAACCCCAGGUGGCUGUUAGGAUGUCCCACUUCCCUGUCCUCACCCAGUAGAACUCUGGGGUAUUCCUCGAGGAUGUGGGAGUAGUAUGAAAAUAUACCACUGGAUAUUCUCAGUCGUUUGGCUGUCAUUCUGUAAUUAUGAGAUAGUUAGCCCAGAUAGGCUUGGAAGACUGCAGAAUCUCUUGCUAACAUUGCUAGGGAGAAUGGCAGAAGGUAUAUAGGGAGGUCCUAUAGUUCUCAGGUAACUCUAGGAUGUGGGAUCCUAUUUGUUCAAAGGGGAAUUUGAAUGCUGCAUACCUCAAUUCAGGAGAAAUCCCUGGAUGGACAUGAACUGGCCUCUCAAUACAUUUUCCAAUUCAGCUGUGAUUAAUGUAAGCUUGAUAUUUAAUUAUUCCUCUUGAGCAAAUUUGAAUCAGAAAAUUAAAGUAUAUGGCAUGAUUAAGAUCACCUUGAGGUUAUACAUAAUCUCAAGAUACUGAGUAGCCAAGUAGUAACAUUUACUCAGUAAUAAUUUGACCGUUUCCUUGGACUUUGCUGGAUCCUUGUUCUUAAGGAGACAUGUAAAAAAAGUGAAGCCUUUUUCUUCAUUGCCUGUGAAACUUUAACAGAGUCUGCCUCUUUAAUUGGAAGUGACAGUAGGGGCACACUAUGGACUAGUGGUGAUGCUGACAUGUCUCUCAGAUACCCUGGGCUAGGGGGUUCUGGGUUUCUUGACCUAGAGAAUAGCAUUAAUCUAGAGAACAGGCAGAUCUUUGAGCCCAUGUUGACUAUAGAAUUUGCUGAUGACAUAAUUUUACACACUAACAGUGGAUGGGAAUUUUACCUCUCCAGUAGUUUUCAUAUUGUGUUUCAAUAUUGUUUCAUAUUGUGUGCAGAAGUGCUCACUCAUCCAGUUACAAACAUUGUGUAAACUAAGUUUUUAUAUAGACUACCCUUGCCAUAUAAUUCUUUUUUCCCCCUCACACAGUUGAAAUCCUUAAAAAUUCAUGCACAGCACUUCAGUACCUGGAGUCCGGGUGUUCCUCACUCUCAGGGGGAACACAAAGCUACCAGAGCCUAAUGUGAUCUGUCUUAGGGAGCAACCCAGAGAGGGGCAAGCCCUGGAGCCUUUCUCAAAACCAUCGUCUUUUUAAACUAUUCACAGGAUAAGUUCACUAAGGUAAGAAGCAUUCAGAAAUAUGAAGAUAAAGAAGAUAAAGAAAUUUAACACUGUGCUGCUUGGGGCUCUGAAACUGUAUUGGCGAAUUGGACAACAAGAACAGAUCGGAUGACCUGCAUUUGAGCCCCUCACUUCUCUCUCACGCAGGUCCUGGUCCCCAUCCUCACUCCUUUCCUCAAAUAGCCAGCAUCAAUUUCAAAGUUUACUUACAAGUUUAUAGCUCUCAGGAUAAAUGAGGAGGAAACAUCUACUUUGAAUUAGAUAUAAUCUUGAAAGUUAUGAAUGCUUCGCAGCUGUUAAACUAGACUGAAGCACUUACCAGAAGAAUUCUCUUGUCCAGCAAGACCAGUAAGUUAGGAUAGAGAACUUUCAUAAUUACAAUUUUCUUCCUUUCUUCUCCUCACGAAAUAAGAGUGAUGAGAAAUUGCUCCUUGAAAUACUUCCAAAGGUAUUGUUAUUGUGUCCCUUUCCACUCCACGCAUCCCUCUUCAUGCAUUUUUGCUCAGGCAACCAAGGACAUAGAGUAUUGGCAGAAACAUGAAGUGCUUUUGUAUAGGCCGUCUGUACAUAAAAGUAUAAUUAUUUAUUUAAUUUCCCCAUUUGUAUCAUAUUAAAGCUUUGUACAGUGUUUUAAGUUCUGUUUUAAAAUUAUUUUGUAUUUUAUUUUUAUAACCUAGUAAUAAAAUAUUCAUUCCGCAUGCAAA
This is a messenger RNA of Manis pentadactyla (Chinese pangolin), 10452 nucleotides long. RefSeq names its product tau tubulin kinase 2 (gene TTBK2). Gene Ontology annotation, biological process: cilium assembly; signal transduction; peptidyl-serine phosphorylation. Bases 414 to 4148 code for a protein of 1244 amino acids. The transcript has 15 exons. NCBI's taxonomy places the organism in Eukaryota, Metazoa, Chordata, Mammalia, Pholidota, Manidae. The record is from RefSeq and is a predicted model, not a curated record. Gene Ontology annotation, molecular function: ATP binding; protein serine/threonine kinase activity. Gene Ontology annotation, cellular component: ciliary transition zone; nucleus; ciliary basal body.